AGUUUCACCGUGGGAGUCAAAGCUCCCUUCUCCCGAACCAGUCCUUCCAUUAGGGUUUCGCAUCUCGUAUCCUCUCUCUCCCUCUCUCUCCUUCUCUCUCCCCUUCUCCCAUGGCGGUUCCCGGCCCUUACUCCGGCGUUAGCACCCUCGCCUUCGUGGCUCGUGCUUCGGCCUUCACCUUUGGGGUCGUCUAUGGGAGCAUCAAGCUCUCCUACCUCCGAUCGAAGGCGAAGUCCCACCAAAAGGCCGAGGCGAAGGGUCAUCACUGAAAGAACGGGGCAUGCGGCAUCCGGAGACUCUGAUAGGGAUUCUAAACUGUCCUCGUUUUAUUUUUCGCAGAAUGCCUCUGCAACUAUUUUCCGGUUUGCUCUUGAAGAUUGUUCAGAUCUGUUAACAUCAAAACAGAGAGAAUGAUAUUGUUUCCUUUUUGUUCGCGCUACAAUAAGUUUCUGUUGCUGGAUUAAAGCAGAUACAUGUGGGCUUCUGCUCUGAUACUUUUGCUGUUAGAGUUUGGAUGUUUAAUCCGAUGGCUGCUUUUUAACAAAUAUUUGCCGUAAAUCCAUCUAUUCUGAA
Molecule: messenger RNA, 573 nt
Organism: Ananas comosus (pineapple)
Lineage: Eukaryota; Viridiplantae; Streptophyta; Magnoliopsida; Poales; Bromeliaceae
Exons: 3
Coding region: 111-269 (52 amino acids)
Biological process (GO): proton motive force-driven ATP synthesis
Molecular function (GO): proton transmembrane transporter activity
Source: RefSeq, a predicted model, not a curated record